Molecule: messenger RNA, 2185 nt
Organism: Somion occarium
Lineage: Eukaryota; Fungi; Basidiomycota; Agaricomycetes; Polyporales; Cerrenaceae
Source: the annotation of a GenBank genome assembly
GACACUUGGAAACAAGAGUCUCGACAGCUCCCCUCAUUGGCAACCACAUCAACUGAAUAGCCCCGUUCUCCGAACGGUCCACUGCAUUCAGAUUCUAUAACAAAUCCUAACACGAGGUCACAUUUCGAAGCCGAUGUCUUUCUCCAGGUACGAUAAACCACUUGAGGCAGUCCGGGAAAGACACUAGAGUGGUGCCUUUCUGACGUAUCAGAUUUGUUCAGCCCUGGUACCAUGGAUUCCCGAGUUCCCUCCUGAUCAUCAUGAUCAAGUCCUACCUCGUUUUCUCAGCUGUUUGCUGCUAUCUCACUACGACAUACGCUCAUAACGUUACGAUCUCCAAUGCUGGCUUUGAUUAUAUCAUCAUAGGUGGUGGUACAGCAGGUCUCACUCUGGCCGAAAGCUUAGCUUCUGAUCAUUCGGUAUCCGUGGCCGUUGUGGAAGCUGGCAAACAUAUCAUUCUAAACUCAACUCUAGUGCCCAUUCUUGUCAACGACUUCAUGGGAAACCCUGAAAUCGAUUGGCAAUUUAAGAGUGUGCCCCAGGUUCGUGCCACUAAUGCGCCGGUGGAUAUGCCCCGUGGAAAAUUGCUUGGUGGUACUGCUCUAGUGAAUGGGAUGUACUACGUCAGGGCGCAUAAAAAGGAGUACGAUGUUUGGGAGGAACUGGGUAAUCCAGGAUGGAACUUCGCAAGUGUUAAUCGACACAUGAAGGCAGCAGAGACGUUUUAUCCCGCCUCUCCCUCGGAUGCAAAAAUGUUUGCCGCGGAUGAUCUGAUCUCUGACCAUGGGUCAGAUGGACCUAUUCAAGUAUCAUUUUCAACCUAUUGGGAGCCAAGACCGCUGAUCCCGGCCUUUGUGGGUUCUAUGGCAUCCCUCGGUAUCAACGUUACGAGACUGGCGUCAGGUGGAGAGCCUUUCGGAGUGGCUCAAGCACCUACCACCAUCAAGCCUCACAAUCGUUCUCGCUCGGUAUUCUACGAGGACAUCGUACUGAAGAAUAAAAAAAGACCGAACUUACAUAUCUUCACUGGGGCCGAGGUGACAAAGAUAGACCUUAGAAAGGACGGUAGUUCGGGAGACGUCCAUGCCACUGGUAUUGAGUACGUUGCAAAUGGAUCAAGCCAAACUCUACAGGUCUGCCCGGAAGGACGUGUAAUCGUCACAGCAGGAACGUAUCAAACGCCGAAGAUAUUGGAAUUGUCUGGCAUCGGUAAUGCAACGUUGCUUAAAGAGCACGGUAUUACUGCGCAAGUAGACCUUCCGAAUGUGGGUGAGAACUUACAAGACCAUGUCGGUGUCCUGGUAUCCUACGAACUGAAACCUGUUCUGGGUCAAUCGAUUGAAGACUUAACGAGGAAUCUUACUUUCUUCGCUGAACAACAAGCACUCUAUAAUCUCAACCGAACUGGGGCUUUUGGUUCUGUUCCUGCUACGCUUGCCAUGGUUUCGCUGGAUGCCAUCAUAGAACCUCAGAGACUUGUUGAACUGAAAUCAAGCCUGGACUCGGCUCUAUUAGCAUUUAAAGGUACUCCCAUGGAAAAACAGUAUGCCAUCCAGCGCGCGAUGCUGGAAGAUCCAACUAUUCCUGAUAUCGAGAUUAUUUUCCAGCCCGGUAUACAGGAUCCGCGAAUCAACCCGGAUCCGACUAAGCCUCAUGCAAUGUUUGCGCCUAUUAUCCUCCACCCAUUUUCGCGAGGCAAUGUUCAUAUGAACACAUCGAACCCGUUGGACCUUCCUCGAAUUGAUCUCAACUUUCUGGAGUUUUUCGAAUUCGAGAGGGGCCUCUUUGUUGAAGUGAUCAAGUACAUCGACCGUAUCACAAAGACGCCUCCACUAUCCGACCUCGUAUCUCAAAAGUUACUUCCUCUUCCCAAUAGCACGGAUGCGGAGCUUGGAAAAUAUGUUCAAGAGAGUAUGUACAGUGUCUGGCACCCCGUUGGUCCAACCUCAAUGAUGCCACGAGAUGAAGGUGGAAUUGUCGACUCUAACCUCAAAGUUUAUGGAACAAGCAAUAUACAUGUAGCAGACCCUAGUAUCAUUCCCUUGUCGCUUGGAACCCAUACCAUGGCUUCUAUCUAUGGUGUAGCUUUGAGGGCAUCUGAGAUAUUCGGAGGUCUGCGUACUCACCCGACUUAUUAGGCAAACUAGAUUCUAUUUAUUAACUUUUUCGUUUGCUUGGGAAAGUU